Molecule: messenger RNA, 793 nt
Organism: Hermetia illucens (black soldier fly)
Lineage: Eukaryota; Metazoa; Arthropoda; Insecta; Diptera; Stratiomyidae
Exons: 3
Coding region: 274-645 (123 amino acids)
Source: RefSeq, a predicted model, not a curated record
CUUCUACCCAAGCGUCAACAUGCUCCAUCAAGUGCUCCCCCAGCUAAUUCGUUUGGACGCUCGAACUCUGCAGCCAAGGUGGAGCGCAUCUGGUUUCAGUGCUGCAGACAGGUAUCCAGCGGAUAGACGUGUACUCUGUCGGCUAAUUGAUUUUGGCGGCAUUCCCACGGUACCCGUACUUCCUGCCCCGUCGUAUCAGAUACAAAGGAGCCAAAACCGCGCAGUGCAGAAGGCGUGGGAAGAUAUUACAAAAGAUCGUUGCAUCUAAUUGAAAUGCAAUCUGUGGUGCUAAUAGCGGUUCCAGUGGGCAUUUUUGUAGCCCUCAUAUUCAUAGUGAUAAUGUAUACAUGGAAGGAACAUGAUAAACACAAAAAAUGUCGAUCACCACAGCAACCACAACGUCCUGCCGCUGUACCGACUACCACAUUAGUUUAUACGAUUCCUACAAUAAGACAACUCGAAGUAAUGUUCCCCAAUUUUACGGAAGUCACCCUGGUUCAAUGCAGCGACCAGUUACCGCCUUCUUACGCAGAUGUUUCAAUGCCUCCUCCCAGUUAUGAUCAAAUUCAAAUUGACGUCCGAUUCUUGAAUGACAAGAAAGUAGUUGACCAUGGAAAUUCGAACGAGCAAAAUCCGAUCACGUAGUAGAUAACACGUAAUUAGGGACAUCUAGUUCGUGUUUAUUUAAGCUCUUAGUUUUUAACUAGAAGAUUGUGAUUUAAAUAAUUUAUUUAUAAAUUAGAAUUAAUACAUAAGGACCACAUACAUUCAUAAUACAUAAUGUUUUUCACGA